GGGGAGCUGAGGUGCAGAAGCUAUCCAAGUACCCAGACUGCGUGUGCGCAAGCUGCCGCCACUGCCGCUACCGCCCCUGCCGCGUCAAGGCUACCGGGCAGUCCCUCCUAAGGCCCCUCCUACCCUCUCCGUUUCCCCACCAUCUCCCCCUCCCCCUUUGACCGAGCGGUGACUUAAGCAACGGAGCGCGGUGAAGCCCAGUUUUUUUCUCCUUUCUCGCUGCGGCGCCGGACAGCCGGCGGCUCGCGGCCCCCACUCUGGCCCGAAAUGAAUGCUGCAGCAGAAGCCGAAUUCAACAUCCUCCUAGCCACGGACUCCUACAAGGUUACUCACUAUAAACAGUACCCACCCAAUACAAGCAAAGUUUAUUCCUACUUUGAAUGCCGUGAAAAGAAGACCGAAAACUCCAAAAUAAGGAAGGUGAAAUAUGAAGAAACAGUAUUUUAUGGGUUGCAGUACAUUCUUAAUAAAUACUUAAAAGGUAAAGUAGUGACCAAAGAGAAGAUCCAGGAAGCCAAAGAGGUGUACAAAGAGCAUUUUCAAGAUGAUGUCUUUAAUGAAAAGGGAUGGAACUACAUUCUUGAGAAAUAUGAUGGGCAUCUUCCAAUAGAAGUAAAAGCUGUUCCUGAGGGCGCUGUCAUUCCCAGAGGAAAUGUUCUGUUCACAGUGGAAAACACAGAUCCAGAGUGUUAUUGGCUUACAAAUUGGAUUGAGACCAUUCUUGUUCAGUCCUGGUAUCCAAUCACUGUGGCCACAAAUUCUAGAGAGCAGAAGAAAAUACUGGCCAAAUAUUUGUUAGAAACAUCUGGUAACUUAGAUGGUCUGGAAUACAAGUUGCAUGAUUUUGGCUACAGAGGAGUCUCUUCCCAAGAGACUGCUGGCAUAGGGGCGUCUGCUCAUUUGGUUAACUUCAAAGGAACAGAUACAGUAGCAGGAAUUGCUCUAAUUAAAAAAUACUAUGGAACAAAAGAUCCUGUUCCAGGCUAUUCUGUUCCCGCAGCAGAACACAGUACCAUAACAGCUUGGGGGAAAGACCAUGAAAAAGAUGCUUUUGAACAUAUAGUAACACAGUUUUCGUCAGUGCCUGUAUCUGUGGUCAGCGAUAGCUAUGAUAUUUAUAAUGCGUGUGAGAAAAUAUGGGGUGAAGAUCUAAGACAUUUAAUAGUAUCAAGAAGUACAGAAGCACCACUAAUAAUCAGACCUGACUCUGGAAAUCCUCUUGACACUGUAUUAAAGGUUUUGGAUAUUUUGGGUAAGAAGUUCCCUGUUACUGAGAACUCAAAGGGCUAUAAGCUGCUACCACCUUAUCUUCGAGUUAUUCAAGGGGAUGGAGUAGAUAUUAAUACUCUACAAGAGAUUGUAGAAGGCAUGAAGCAAAAAAAAUGGAGUAUUGAAAAUGUUUCUUUUGGUUCUGGUGGAGCUUUGCUACAGAAAUUAACAAGAGACCUCUUGAAUUGUUCCUUCAAAUGUAGUUACGUUAUAACCAAUGGCCUUGGGAUUAAUGUCUUCAAGGACCCAGUUGCUGAUCCCAACAAAAGGUCCAAAAAGGGCCGAUUAUCUUUACAUAGGACACCAGCAGGGAAUUUUGUUACACUGGAGGAAGGAAAAGGAGACCUUGAGGAAUAUGGUCAUGAUCUUCUCCAUACAGUCUUCAAGAAUGGGAAGGUGACAAAAAGCUAUUCAUUUGAUGAAGUAAGAAAAAAUGCAAAGCUGAAUAUUGAACUGGAAGCAGCACCUCAUUAGGCUUUGUUUUCUGACUGCGUGUGUGUUCUUGCCUGUAUGUGCGAAUGUGUGAUACAUAACACAUUGUACAGAUGUGUGAGGUUUCUUUGUUUUAUGAUACAUUACAGCCAGAUUAUUUGUUGGUUUAUGGACAUACUGCCCUUUAAUUUUUUUUCUUUCUUUCCAGUGUUUAGGUGAUCUCAAAUUAGGAAAUGCACUUGACCAUGUAAAAGAUUAUUGCUAAAGCAAGCUUUUUAGGGUCCUUUGCCAAUAGAUAUUAAUUUAAUCUGGUAUUGAUCUUUUCUCAAAUAACAGAACUGAGAAACUUUUAUAUAUAACUAAAGAUCACAUAAACAGAUUUGCAUAAAAUUAUCAUGAUUGCUUUAUGUUUAUAUUUAACUUGUAUUUUUGUACAAACGAUUGUGUACGAUAUAUUUAAAGUUUCAGUGAUUUAACACUUUCCAACUUUUCAUGAUUUUUAUGAGCACAGACUUUCAAGAAAAUACUUGAAAAUAAUUUACAUUGCCUUUUGUCCAUUAAUCAGCAAAUAAAACAUGGCCUUAACAAAGUUGUUUGUGUUAUGUACAAUUUGAAAAUUAUGUCGGGACAUACCCUAUAGAAUUACUAACUUCACUGCCCCUUGUAGAAUAUGUAUUAAUCAUUCUACAUUAAAGAAAAUAAUGGUUCUUACUGGAAUGUCUAGGCACUGUACAGUGAUUCUACACGUUGGUCAUUGUAUUGUACCAGUGAAAUGCCAAAUCUGAAAGGCCUGUACUGCAGUUUUAUAUGUCAGAUACUGCCUGUGGCUGUGAUAUGCACCUCAAGAUUUUAAGGAGAUAAUGUUUUUAGAAAGAAUUUCUGCUUCCACUAUAGAAUAUAUACAUAAAUGUAAAAUACUGACAAAAAUGGAAGUAGUGUAUUUUAAAGUAAUUACACGUCUGAAUUUAUUUUUCCUAUUCUAUGGUUGAUAUGACUUAAUACUGGAAUGGGUAGUCAGUGUACUUAUUUUAAAUUUUUUGAUUCUGUUAUAUUUUUCAUUAAGUUUUUUAAAAAUUAAAUUGAAUAUUAAAUUGUAUGGACAUCAUUUAUUAAUUUUAAACUGAAUCCCUUAAUAAAUACUAUUUCAUUAAGUUUUUAAAUGAAGAUGAAUGAUCCCCAAUGAAAAAGCAUGGUGACAUGUUUGAAUAGAAGAAUCUUUACCAAAAGCAGAAAGUUGGCGAAUUUCAAAGUGUUCAACCUCACAAUGUUUAGAGUGAUUAACUGCCAGAUUCUGAGUAGUCAUCACAUCUGAUAGGAGACCAUGUGUUUGUUUUGGGGGGUUUGUAAUGGAUUACUUUAUAUGUAGGUCUACUAAGGCAAGAGGUUGGACAUCUGUGGCCCACAGGCCAAUUUGGACUGUGCUUUUUUUUGGGGGGGGUGGUAAAAUCUUGUCUGUGGUGGCUUUCUUAGACAGCAGCAGGAAUAGUUGUAGUAGUGAGCACAUGGCCCAGAAAGCCUGAAAUGUUUAUAAUCUGGCCCAUCAGGAGUGUGCCUUGAAUUUUAUGAGAAAUGUUGGUUGUCAGGGAAGAGAGGAGGCUAAGUUGAUACAGAGUUCAUCUCUCUUUUGUCCUUUCUUUUUUCAUCUAAGAAUCUGGUUGGAAGGCCAAUUUAGAAAAGCUUUAACAUAUUAAAUGUGAAAUUUUAUAAAGUGAAAAGCCAUAAAUCAUCUGACCUGAACCAUUACAUGAGGAAGUGUUUUUUUGCAGAUGAUUCUAAACACUUGUUUACUGUGAAUAGUAAGCAUUAUUCUCUUUCAGUAAAAGUUUUCAUCCUGUAAUUUCUGGUAAAAAAAUGAUUUUAAGCUGAUUUUUAAAAAUGUAUCUAAGUAACAACAAUUAGUAGCAUUAAAAAGAAUACAUCUUCACAAAAUGUGCUUCAGGGACUACAGUGAAUUAAAAGAAAAUACACUUAUUACCAAUAAUACCUGGGAUGACCACCCCAUAAGUUUAAUUUUGUUUAAACACUGGAAUUAUACUACAGACAAUAUUAUUUUGUACUGUGAAUUUCAGCAGUUUCAGAGUAUCUAGAUGAGUUUUAUUUUAAGCUUUCACUGAAGCCUAAAAUCUGUACAUUCGGACAUGGCCAUAAAUGGCAGGGUGGAAUGAUUAAUUCCAUUAGCUCUUAGCCACUUGUAACUGAUUAAUCCUGAAUUUCCAUCCUAAGCACUUAGUAGUAGCCCAUCACCAUUCUGAGUAGCAAUGGUUAACAUAGAUAAUCAGAUAGAACUCUGCAGUGUUAACCUUAAGUCAGCCUAACUAUUCCAGACAAAAGCAAAUGGCAUGUGGGUUUGCUUAAGUCUUUAGAUUUGCAGCUGACAUCAGUUAAUCCUCCUCAAUUUGUGACAUCAUAAAGUAUUUGUAUUUUAAGUAGGAGAUAGGAGUUCUGUGUUAAGGCUCUUUAUUUGUAUUCUAUACUUAAAGUAAACUGGUUUUAGUGAUUAUCCCCUAUUUCCUUUCUUGAAAUAAAUUGUUAUGAAAAAUAUUUUAUAAUUUGGAAAACUAGAAAGAGAAAAAUGGCAAGGUAUUUAUUGUUCUGUUUGCCAUAAUUUAGAAUUCAACAUUUAAACAAGUACUUUGUAGUUUUACAUUCCUUUUUAACCCAUUCACUGGAGAAUGUCCACUUUUCUCCAAAGUCUUUGUUAAGUCAAUUCUAAUAUGUAUUCGACAUCAAAGAUAAACAUUUAAUAAACACGGAAAUAAAGUUUAGCUCUAUUAGUGAAAUGUUAAAUUUGACUGUGUGCUUCCAAUAAUGGCAUAUUGUUAGACGUGCCUUUUUUAGGUAUUCCUUCAGUUCAGAAGAAUUAGAGAAUGAGAGGGAGAGGUGUCAAAGAUGACUCCUGUUUUGUUCAACUUUAUGGAUGGCAGUGCCUCUUCACUAAGAGAGAACACUGGAAGGAGACCAGCUUUGGGGAGAAGGAGCACAAUUCCUACAUUAAGACUUGAGAUGUCUUUGAGAUACUUAAAUGUGUAUAUGAGGUAGCUGGAUAUACAGAUUUGGGGGCAGAAGGGUCUCAUGAUAAGAAUUUGAUGUAUAGAUAGAUGGCCCUUGGAGACACAGGAAAAAGUACUUCUCUAAGGAGAGUGUAGAGCAUGGCCUGGCAAACCACAGGCCAGACCUAGUCCAUCUAUUUUUGUAAAUAAAGUUUUAUUGGAACACAA
Artibeus jamaicensis (Jamaican fruit-eating bat) is the source of this 4919-nucleotide messenger RNA. It is a transcript of the gene NAMPT, whose product is annotated as nicotinamide phosphoribosyltransferase. The record is from RefSeq and is a predicted model, not a curated record. The transcript has 11 exons. Gene Ontology annotation, molecular function: nicotinamide phosphoribosyltransferase activity. Gene Ontology annotation, biological process: NAD+ biosynthetic process. NCBI's taxonomy places the organism in Eukaryota, Metazoa, Chordata, Mammalia, Chiroptera, Phyllostomidae. The coding region runs from base 268 to 1743 and encodes 491 amino acids.